Miscanthus lutarioriparius is the source of this 2607-nucleotide messenger RNA. The record is from the annotation of a GenBank genome assembly. NCBI's taxonomy places the organism in Eukaryota, Viridiplantae, Streptophyta, Magnoliopsida, Poales, Poaceae.
AUGGGCAACAGCACGUCCCGGGUCGUCGGCUGCUUCGCGCCGCCCGACAAGGCCGGCGGCGGCGUCGACCUCGACUUCCUCGAGCCGCUCGACGAAGGGCUCGGCCACUCCUUCUGCUACGUCCGCCCGGGCGCCGUCGCCGACUCGCCCGCGAUCACGCCCUCCAACUCCGAGCGCUACACGCUCGAUUCCAGCGUCAUGGACUCGGAGACCCGCAGCGGGUCCUUCUGCCACGAGCCCGCCGCCGACGACCUGGCCGCCGGGCUGCAGCGGCCCUGCAGGAGCUUCGGCGAGACCACCUUCCGGACCAUCUCGGGGGCCUCCGUCAGCGCCAACGCGUCCUCCGCCAGGACGGGCAACCUCACCGUCUCCCUCGCCGCCGGUGCCGCGGGGGCGGGGCCGCUCAACACCUUCCUGUCGGGGCCGCUGGAGAGAGGAUUCGCGUCCGGCCCGCUGGACAAAGGCUCCGGCUUCAUGUCUGGGCCAUUGGACAAGGGAACCUUCAUGUCAGGUCCAAUCGAUGCUGGCAGCAGAAGCAACUUCUCAGCACCUCUUUCCUAUGGCCGGAGGAAGGCUCGUUUGGGGCUUCUUGUACAUAGGAUUAGCGGACCCAUGAAAACCGCAUUGUCCAGAACAUUCAGCAGGAGCUCACAGAAUCCAGGCUGGGUUCAGAAGUUUCUGAUGCAUCCUAUGGCUCAACUGCCCUGGGCAAGGGACGCAAAGUCCAGAUCAGAAGGCUCGCAGAAUGGGUUGGAACCUGGGAUACCUGAACCUGAGUAUAGUGUGACAAGGAACCUUCAGUGGGCUCAUGGAAAGGCAGGGGAAGAUCGGGUUCAUGUUGUUCUAUCUGAAGAGCAAGGAUGGCUGUUCAUUGGAAUUUAUGAUGGUUUUAGUGGCCCUGAUGCACCUGACUUUCUAAUGAGCAAUCUAUACAAGGCCAUUGAUAAAGAACUGGAAGGACUGCUCUGGGUUUACGAAGACAGCUCUGAAAGGUGUGACCAUGUAUCUAAUCUUGAAGAGGGUGAAUCAGUUGCUGCUUCUGUGAAUGCUUCUCAUGAUGAUACUGGCCAGUUCCAGAGUGACAAUGGGAAACAAGAACAACUUGGUAAUUUUGGAAAACAAAAUGUCUUGCCUGGAAAGGGUGGUGAUGAAAGUGCCUUGCAAGUUCAACCAAACUGUACCAGCUGUGAAGAGAAAGAUUUGGCUGCACAGGAUUCAAGUAGUGAGAAGUUGGGCAGGGAUGAGAUAGUUGAGGAAAUGGCUGGAGCUGAUCUGGGAAAUGAUCUCCAAAGUAGAGAAUCCCACAACUCGAACAGAGGUCUUUCAGGCACUGCAGAAGGGAGCUCAAGAAACACAGCUGAGAUCUCCAGGUGUUCAUUGGCAGCAACUGGAGAAUGUUUCGAUGAUUCUGAAGAUCUUGGAAGUUCAAGACAUGCUGAUAGUGUACUUGGCACAGAUCUUAAAGAGUGUACAGGGUGUUCAGUAUCUACAUCUUCAUCAGGGCACAAGCAAGUUACUGAGAAGAUUUGUAUUCGGAUCAAAGUUGAGGAAGAUGUACAAAAAGCAAAAAUGUUGCAGAAGAAGUUUUUCCCAUGGAACUACGAUUGGCACAGAGAUCAACCUCAUGUUGAUGAAACUGUUAUAAAAUCUUCAGAAGUCACUAGGAGAUGUAAGUCAGGGCCAGUAGAGCAUGAUGCUGUAUUGAGGGCAAUGUCACGGGCACUUGAAAUGACAGAGGAAGCGUACAUGGAAAUUGUGGAAAAGGAGCUUGAUAGACAUCCAGAGCUUGCAUUAAUGGGUUCGUGUGUCCUUGUAAUGUUGAUGAAGGACCAGGAUGUAUAUGUCAUGAAUCUUGGGGAUAGCCGAGCUAUAUUGGCACAUGACAAUGAUCAGUACAAUAGCUCAAGUUUCUCAAAAGGAGAUUUACGACAUCGAAACAGGUCAAGGGAGUCACUUGUCCGUGUCGAACUUGAUAGGAUAUCGGAAGAGUCGCCGAUGCAUAAUCCUAACAGACACCUAAACAGCAAUACAAAAGCUAAGGAACUCUCAAUAUGUAGAUUAAAAAUGAGAGCGGUGCAACUGUCAACUGACCAUAGCACGAGUAUCGAGGAGGAAGUCUUGAGGAUUAAAGUAGAACAUCCUGAUGAUCCCCAAGGUGUCUUUAAUGAUAGAGUAAAGGGACAGCUGAAGGUUACUAGAGCAUUUGGUGCUGGUUUUCUAAAGAAGCCAAAAUUUAACGAGGCACUACUUGAGAUGUUCCGCAUCGACUAUGUUGGAACAUCACCAUAUAUCAGCUGCAACCCUGCUGUACUUCACCAUCGUCUCUGCGCAAAUGAUCGGUUUCUUGUACUGUCGUCAGAUGGAUUGUAUCAAUAUUUCAGCAAUGACGAGGUAGUUUCACAUGUGUUGUGGUUCAUGGAAAAUGUACCAGAGGGAGACCCAGCGCAAUACCUUGUAGCUGAACUUCUUUGUCGUGCAGCCAAGAAGAAUGGAAUGAAUUUUCACGAGUUACUGGAUAUCCCCCAGGGUGACCGCCGGAAAUACCAUGAUGAUGUUUCUGUUAUGGUAAUCUCACUUGAAGGAAGAAUCUGGCGAUCUUCUGGAUGA